AUGAACGAAAAUCUAUUCGCUUCAUUCGCUGCCCCCACAAUCCUAGACCUACCCGCCGCAGUACCAAUUAUUCUAUUCCCCUCUCUACUAAUUCCCACCUCCAAGUAUCUCAUCAACAACCGACUAGUUACCACCCAACGGUGACUAAUCCAGCUAACCUUAAAACAAAUAAUAACAAUACACAAUGCUAAGGGACGAACCUGAUCCCUCAUACUAAUUUCCCUAAUCACCUUCAUUGCCACAACCAACCUACUAGGCCUCCUACCCCACUCAUUCACACCAACCACCCAGCUAUCCAUAAACCUGGCCAUAGCAAUUCCCCUAUGAGCAGGCACAGUAGCCACAGGUUUUCGUCUUAAAGCCAAAAACACCUUCGCCCACCUCCUACCCCAAGGCACACCUACACCUCUCAUCCCCAUACUAAUUAUCAUUGAAACCAUUAGUCUGUUUAUUCAGCCCAUAGCCCUAGCCGUACGCCUAACCGCAAAUAUCACAGCAGGUCACCUACUAAUACACUUAAUCGGGGCAGCCACAUUAGCCCUAUCAACCAUUAGUCUAUCCGCAACACCCAUCAUCUUCACAGUCCUAGCCCUAUUGACAAUCCUCGAAGUCGCCGUCGCUCUAAUUCAAGCAUAUGUAUUUACACUCCUGGUAAGCCUCUACCUGCACGAUAACACAUAA
Nomascus leucogenys (northern white-cheeked gibbon) is the source of this 681-nucleotide messenger RNA. The record is from the annotation of a RefSeq genome assembly. Lineage: Eukaryota; Metazoa; Chordata; Mammalia; Primates; Hylobatidae.